Molecule: messenger RNA, 1530 nt
Organism: Adineta ricciae
Lineage: Eukaryota; Metazoa; Rotifera; Eurotatoria; Adinetida; Adinetidae
Source: the annotation of a GenBank genome assembly
AUGAGGCGAAUAUUUAAUACAAAUGAAAGUGUUCGUCUUCGACAGGAGAUUUUAUCUCAAUGUAUAUGGAGUGACACGUACAGUUCAUUGAAACAUAUUCUCAAACGAACAGCGCACCAAUUGCCAUUGCUGAUCUCAUUUCUCGAUCCACAUGCCGAACAAAAUCUUGACGAACAACAAGCAACGAAAGAUAAUUAUCGAACGAUCUUCUUCUUCGAUCGAAAUGUCUCAAAUAAACUUCUAUUAACUCCAUUGAGACAGUCCGAACAUCAACCAGAUCAGUUCGAUAUCUAUCCUGAAUAUUGUACAUUUGCUAUAACAGAUUUAUUCAAGGGUUUGUUCGAAUUCAUACGAAAUGGCCAACGGACGGCGAAAGUUUUUAUCAACCUUGAACAAUUGAUCGCAUUCAUAACAAUCAACGUACAGUCGUCAAUCGUUUUCAUCUCGCGUGAUCGUGUCGUAGGUUACUUUCAAGAUUCACCUCAAUGGUCAAGUAAAGAAUAUCCUCAAGGAUCUAUUUUCCGAGCUGAACGUGUUCAUCGUUCAUCUGUUCUGACUGGUGAUGGUCAUCGCAUUCCCAAUGAUUAUCUGGAAUGCCGCGACGAAGACGGUUAUACCGUUUUCUUAAAAACCGAUCAAAACGGUCGUUUUUCUCUCAUAUCAACUUCCAGCGAACAGCAACAGUCACAAUCGGAAAUGUACGUUCAUUCAACUCAAACGCCAAAUAUUGGCCAAUUGAUUAAGCAUAUCACGGGUCACAAUGAUAAUGGAAAUCAUAACAAUUGUAUUCGACUUGUUCGUGGUUCCGUUCCGCAGAAUUUUCUUUGUCAAUAUUUUCAACUCGUCCGUCAACAUUCGCACGAUGUUUUGGUCGGUUUAACGCAAGAAGGACUGGUGAUCGAAUGGAAUCUCGAUAGUCAUGUUCCAUGCCGAUACGCUACGAAUCUCAAUGAUAUUCUCGACACUAUUGAUGGAUCUACACUUACUCAAACACUUGAAUCAUAUGUCGACCAAGCUCGAGCACAUUAUCGAGAGAACUUUCAAUUGGAUAUGCAAUUAGUAUCAACAGUAGAUUGGACAGCAUUUUUUCAGUAUUGGAAAUCCAUAGGAAAACUACGCCGAAAAUAUAAUGAUGAUAGACCUAUUCCAUAUCAAAGUCGCCAUCGAUUCCAUCUUGUUGGUUCUCUUCACGAUCUAUCAGAUCAUCCACGAACACUCGCAGCAGCAUUUCGAAAAUAUCACAAUUUGUUAUUAACAGACGAAAAUAGUAUUGUUCAGAAUAAGAAAUCUCUUUCGCGUAAACAAAGUUCUUUAUUCUCCCAAAUGACGAAAUUGAUCCCUGUGCCGUUAAAUUCGAAGAGACAACACUCAGAUCGCUCAUCCCAUCGAAAUCCUCUUGCGAAUGCGCUACUAUUUUCAACAGGUGAACAACCGUUCGAUGAAAGUAUUUACGAUUCCAAUCAUAUUCUUCCAACAUCAUCAAAAGAUCAUCUGAUUCAGCCAAACCGACGAAAAACCAAACGUAUAUAA